Messenger RNA from Chaetomium globosum CBS 148.51, 1749 nucleotides. RefSeq lists its product as uncharacterized. NCBI's taxonomy places the organism in Eukaryota, Fungi, Ascomycota, Sordariomycetes, Sordariales, Chaetomiaceae. Gene Ontology annotation, molecular function: malonate-semialdehyde dehydrogenase (acetylating, [NAD(P)+]) activity; methylmalonate-semialdehyde dehydrogenase (acylating, NAD+) activity. The record is from RefSeq and is a predicted model, not a curated record. Gene Ontology annotation, biological process: thymine catabolic process; L-valine catabolic process. Bases 1 to 1749 code for a protein of 582 amino acids. The transcript is spliced from 2 exons. Gene Ontology annotation, cellular component: mitochondrion.
AUGCGUCGUCUAGCAACGAGGGCUGUUUCAGCAUCUGCUACCACCGGUCGUCUUGUACAAUCAUCCAGCACUCCCAGAUCCGCCCUUCUCGUCUCAUCAUCCAGAAUGGCCCCCUCUGCAAAGCCCGCCUCAUCAACAGCGGUGAGGAGGUUACACGCUACAGCACAGCACCUAAGUCCAACCUCGGCCGCCGCCGGGCUUUCCAGCACGGCCACCAGCUUCCCAAACACACACGACAAGAUCUCAGACGUGCAGAACACCCCCUUCUUCGUUGAUAACAAGUUCGUCUCCUCGAGCACGACCGAGUUCAUCGACCUGCACGACCCGGCCACCAACAACCUAGUGACGCGCGUGCCGCAGAAUACGGACGCGGAGCUCCAGGCGGCCGUCGCCUCGGCGCAGAAGGCCUUUGAGACAUGGCGCAACACCAGCGUGCUGCACCGGCAGCAGAUCAUGUUCAAGCUCGUGGCCCUGAUCCGCGAGAACUGGGACCGGCUCGCCGCGAGCAUCACCCUCGAGCAGGGCAAGACCUUUGCCGACGCCAAGGGCGACGUGCUCCGCGGCCUGCAGGUUGCCGAGGCCGCGUGCGGUGCGCCUGAGUUGUUGAAGGGCGAGGUGCUCGAGGUGGCGAAGGAUAUGGAGACGAGGACGUACCGCGAGCCGUUGGGGGUGGUGGCCGCGAUUUGCCCGUUUAACUUCCCCGCCAUGAUUCCUCUCUGGUGUAUCCCCAUCGCCACCGUGACCGGCAACACGCUCAUCCUCAAGCCGUCGGAGCGCGAUCCCGGCGCGGCCAUGAUCCUGGCCGAGCUCUGCCAGAAGGCCGGCUUCCCCGACGGCGUGGUCAAUAUCGUGCACGGCGCCCACCGCACCGUCAACUUCAUCCUCGACGAGCCCGCCAUCAAGGCCGUCAGCUUCGUCGGCGGCAACAAGGCCGGCGAGUACAUCUUCACGCGCGGCUCGGCCAACGGGAAGCGCGUGCAGGCCAACCUCGGCGCCAAGAACCACGCCGCCGUGCUCCCCGACUGCAACAAGAACCAGUUCCUCAACGCCGUCGUCGGCGCCGCCUUUGGCGCGGCCGGCCAGCGGUGCAUGGCCCUCUCGACGCUCGUCAUGGUAGGCGAGACCAAGGACUGGCUCCCCGAGCUCGCCGAGCGCGCCAAGGGGCUGUCGGUCAACGGCGGAUUCGAACCGGGCGCCGACCUCGGCCCCGUCAUCACCCCCCAAAGCAAGGCGCGCAUCGAGUCCCUCAUCGCGUCGGCCGAGGCCGAGGGCGCCAACAUCCUCCUCGACGGGCGCGGGUUCAAGCCGGCCAAGUACCCCAACGGCAACUGGAUAGCACCCACUAUCAUCUCCAACGUCACCCCCCAGAUGCAGUGCUACCGCGAGGAGAUCUUCGGCCCCGUGCUGGUGUGCCUCAACGUCGACACGCUCGACGAGGCCAUCGACCUGAUCAACGCCAACGAGUACGGCAACGGCGUCGCCAUCUUCACGCGCUCGGGCCCUACCGCCGAGACCUUCCGCCGCCGCAUCGAGGCCGGCCAGGUCGGCAUCAACGUCCCCAUCCCCGUGCCUCUCCCCAUGUUCAGCUUCACCGGCAACAAGAAGAGCAUCGCCGGCGGCGGCGCCAGCACCUUCUACGGCCGCCCCGGUAUUAACUUUUACACGCAGCAAAAGACCGUCACGGCGAUGUGGAGUGCCGAGGAUGCGAUCUCGAAGAAGGCUGAUGUGGCGAUGCCCACGCAUAGCUGA